Messenger RNA from Nanorana parkeri, 1567 nucleotides. RefSeq names its product cannabinoid receptor 1 (gene CNR1). Bases 7 to 1395 code for a protein of 462 amino acids. The transcript has a single exon. Lineage: Eukaryota; Metazoa; Chordata; Amphibia; Anura; Dicroglossidae. Gene Ontology annotation, cellular component: membrane. The record is from RefSeq and is a predicted model, not a curated record. Gene Ontology annotation, biological process: G protein-coupled receptor signaling pathway. Gene Ontology annotation, molecular function: cannabinoid receptor activity.
GGGGUAAUGAAGUCUAUCUUGGAUGGCCUAGCCGACACCACGUUCAGAACAAUUACUACUGACCUUCUCUAUAUGGGACCAAAUGAAGUCCAGUAUGAAGACACAAAGGGUGAUCUUUCUAAACUGGGCUAUUACCCACAGAAACUACCUUUAUCCUCAUAUCAAGAAAAAAUUAUAGACGGUCAAAGUACCCUACAUCUGGAUUCUAAUAAUGCAACUGAAUUUUACAACAAGUCAUUCACUACCUUUAGAGAUGGUGAUGGCAGUAUACAAUGCGGAAACAACUUCAUGGACAUGGAAUGCUUUAUGAUUCUUACCCCAAGCCAACAGCUAGUCGUUGCUGCUCUUUCCAUAACCCUGGGUACAUUUACUGUGCUGGAGAACGUGCUUGUGCUGUGUGUCAUCUUGCAGUCUCGUACUUUAAGAUGCAGACCCUCCUACCAUUUUAUUGGCAGCUUGGCAGUUGCUGAUUUUUUAGGCAGUGUCAUUUUUGUUUACAGUUUUGUUGAUUUCCAUGUUUUCCAUCGGAUAGACACCCCAAAUGUUUUUCUAUUCAAACUAGGGGGCGUAACAGCUUCAUUUACAGCCUCAGUUGGUAGUCUGUUUCUAACUGCAAUAGACAGGUACAUCUCCAUACACAGGCCAAUGUCAUAUAAAAGAAUAGUCACAAGGACAAAAGCUGUCAUUGCAUUCUGUAUGAUGUGGACGAUAGCUAUUGUCAUUGCUGUGCUUCCUCUGCUAGGAUGGAAUUGCAAGAAGCUAAAAUCCAUAUGCUCAGAUAUUUUCCCACUUAUUGAUGAGACCUAUCUGAUGUUUUGGAUUGGGGUAACCAGUGUUCUUUUGUUAUUUAUAGUGUAUGCAUAUAUGUAUAUAUUGUGGAAAGCUCACACCCAUGCUGUGAGAAUGUUGCAACGGGGCACUCAAAAGAGCAUCAUAGUUCACACAUCAGAAGAUGGCAAAGUCCACAUCACUAGACCGGACCAGGCACGUAUGGAUAUCAGGUUAGCAAAGACUCUGGUCCUUAUUUUAGUGGUGUUAAUCAUUUGUUGGGGUCCUCUCCUUGCCAUUAUGGUUUAUGAUGUCUUUGGAAAGAUGAACAAGACUGUAAAGACAGUAUUUGCCUUCUGCAGCAUGCUUUGUUUGCUUAAUUCGACUGUGAAUCCCAUCAUCUACGCUCUUCGAAGCCAAGACUUGAGAAAUGCAUUUUGUAGCAUGUUCCCUGCUUGUGAAGGGACUGCGCAACCUCUUGAUAACAGCAUGGAGUCUGACUGUCAGAACAGACAUGCUCAUAAUAGUAACGUCCACCGAGCAGCUGAAAGCUGCAUUAAAAGCACAGUAAAGAUCGCCAAAGUGACCAUGUCAGUAUCCACAGAUACAUCUGCUGAAGCAGUGUAAGUCAGUCAUACUGAUGGGAAGAAAAGAAAGUGGAGUCUGUCCCCUCUUAAUUUGUUAAGUAUAACAAGAGAUAAAGAGCAAUUAAUAUCCCUACUAUUCAUACAAAUUUAAGUAGGAAAAAAUUGAGAUUUCAGUAAAAAAGUUUUACUCUGUUACAAUCCUUAGUUUAGAA